This is a messenger RNA of Xiphophorus maculatus (southern platyfish), 2618 nucleotides long. RefSeq lists its product as uncharacterized. The transcript is spliced from 2 exons. Bases 877 to 2496 code for a protein of 539 amino acids. Lineage: Eukaryota; Metazoa; Chordata; Actinopteri; Cyprinodontiformes; Poeciliidae. The record is from RefSeq and is a predicted model, not a curated record. Gene Ontology annotation, molecular function: nucleic acid binding; zinc ion binding.
UUACUUAAACAUUUUUUCCUCUUCCCCUUAAUUUAUUUACCACCAACCAGGCGAGGACAAUAGUGUUCUCGCGUGGCUCUGACGUCAUGUGACAGCUGCACAUCAGCGUCCUAAAUUGACAGCACAGUUUAUAUGGCUGCAAAUCGCAGCUUAGGCAGAAAACGCUGCGGGACUCUGAUGUGCAGGUAGGCUUCUGGUCUGUUCCCGACGAGGUUUUCAGAUCUCUAUUGUCUGUUUUUCAAUCGUGUAUGUCUGUUAACUUGCAGCCGGGUGACUACUCAACCAAACGUUGCAAGAAUCACGGUUAGUCAAGAGGGAACUGGCCAGGUGCGUUGCAGAUCCCUCGCGCAAGGAGUGGCUGGAGGGAUCUUGACAAUAGCAAGGAUUGUCUGGUUUCACCGACCCGACUGGCGAGCUAAAAUGAGCAGGAUACCGAAACACAAGACUUAUCAUCUGGGAACAUUCUUCCGACCUAAUUGGAGGAUCAGCUCAAGUCCCCAUUGAAGGAAGUGGAUUAUUUUGGUUUUUUUUCCAUCAUCAACAAAGACUGGUGGACGUCCUUGGCAUAAGGAACUUUAACUUGUUUUUCCUUUACACUAUGGACUAAUGUGUAUAUGUAUUGUAUAUAUAUUGUAAAUACUAAAUACAACUCACCAAUUUGCACCAUCUUACUGUCUCUGUGCUUUACAAAUUGCCAUCUCCUCCAGUAGCCGAACCUAGCUAGAUUUUAAGAACUGUUUGGAUAAAUUGUAAUUCGGAUUAUUUAAAAUCUUGUUAAUCCUUGAACGCAAUGUGGGUUACAUAACUUGGCGAGCUAGCCAGGAGGUUGUUGGCAUUUUGUAAACACAAAUCAUUGUUUUUUUUGUCAUCAACAAUAUGGAUGAAUUUCAAAAACUCGACGUAAAAAUUCCCAACUCUGUUUUGGUUGAAGGCAUUUCAGAUGAAGAUGGUAAAGAGGAAGUAUUUGACUUUUUGAAACAAUAUGGGAAGAUAACAAAGACUGAAAUCAUUUCUGAAGCUGACUCUGAGUUUGAGGGCCAGUUUGUGGUUGAAUUUAGCAGUGGUACAGCAGUAGCUGAAUUGCGUUCCAUUUUACCAUAUUCAUUCAAAUCAUCUGAAAAGUCAGACACAUUUUUCAUCUCUGAAUUAGCUGUUGUAUAUGCAGAACAUGUUUCACAGAGUAAAACUCAUUCUUAUUUAUUUGAGUUACAGAAACUUGCAAAGCUUUCUGGCAUGGAUUUUGCAGAGGUGUUAAAAUCCACGAUGACUCAGAUUGGACAAUCAGUUGCUGAACUUCACUCAGCUGCUAAGAUGGAGGAUCCUGAUGAGCAGUCUGAGGUUAUGGCAGCAGCUGCAGAUCCAACAAUGAAGGAAGAGCCAACGUUGUCAACCGCCACUGAUCCUACAGUUUCCAGACAGAGACUUGAGCAGCAACCUACCUCACGACAGAGACCUUCUCUUCAUGAUGAUGACAUCCAACCACCCGAAGUCCAGCGCUACGUGGUGGAACACAUUAUGAAAACUGAGGAAAGUGCUUACCAUCUACAAAGGCUCCGAGUGUUUUCUGGACGGCUGCCUAGACCAGCACAUGAAGCAGACUACGAGACCUGGCAUUCAGGAGUGGAUCUGCUACUAAAAGACCCAUCAGUUUCUGAGCUGCAGCGAUCAAGGAGGAUCGUGGAGAGUUUACUUCCCCCAGCCGCUGAUAUGCUGAAGCAUCUAAGUUCAGAUACUCCACCUACUGUAUAUCUGAACAUAUUGGAUUCGGCAUAUGGCACAGUGCAAGAUGGAGAAGAACUCUUUGCAAAAUUCAUGGACACUUUCCAAGAUGCAGGGGAGAAGCCAUCUUCAUACCUCCAGCGGCUGCAGGUAGCAUUAAACUUAGCCCUGAAACGAGGUGGUGUGUUAGCCAAGGAUGUAAACCGGCAUCUCAUAAGCCAGUUCUGUAGGGGUUGUUGGGACAAUACUUUGAUUGCUGAACUCCAAUUAAAACAAAAGAAAUUGGUCCCACCUAGUUUCUCUGAAUUGCUACUACUUCUACGUACUGAAGAGGACAGGGAGGCAGCUAAAACUUCCCGGAUGAGACAAUAUUUGGGGUCCAACAAACAAAAAGUAGUCAAUCAUGCACAAUUGGUUUCUGUUGAUGCAGGUGAUGGUGGAGCAGUUGCUGCUUUAACCAAAUUGACUCAGCAGUUGGCAGAACAACUGGCAGAUAUACAGCGGCAGCUGGCUAAGCUAACAUCCACAACCACCCAGCCCAGGACUACAUCACAACCUAAAGUAACACACAGUAAGCCGGGUGAAAAAGGGGGCAAUACAGUGACAUCCAAACAGUUCCCACCAGUCCAUGUUAAACCUGGUUAUUGUUUCAGGUGUGGUGAAAAUGGUCAUAUUAAGCCACAAUGUAAUAAUGAACCAAACCCUGCUCUUGUUGCCAGAAAAAGGAAACAGUUUGCUCAGCGACAGCAGAACAUCUUUCAGAAGAAGUUAAACUAGGCAUGGUUCCUGUUGCGGGACAAACCGGAACCAGUCCCAGCCAAACCAGUCCCCUUAUUAAAGAAAAGACUGUUAAAUGUACAAAACUGCAAGCCCAAGCUAAUAAACUACCCACUCAGCUA